Colletotrichum destructivum is the source of this 528-nucleotide messenger RNA. Its product is annotated as Putative glycoside hydrolase family 71. Gene Ontology annotation, molecular function: glucan endo-1,3-alpha-glucosidase activity. NCBI's taxonomy places the organism in Eukaryota, Fungi, Ascomycota, Sordariomycetes, Glomerellales, Glomerellaceae. The transcript has 2 exons. The coding region runs from base 1 to 528 and encodes 175 amino acids. The record is from RefSeq and is a predicted model, not a curated record.
AUGAAAUUUUUAUUCAUUUUGUUGAAGUUAUUGUCAUGGGCAAAAACAGCCCUUCACUGGACUUCUUUUGCCCAUUUCAUGGUUGGCAACACAGAGCGCAAUUCAGGACCUGACUGGAUUGACGACAUCAAACUGGCCCAAGAAGCCCUUAUCGAUGCCUUCGCCCUCAAUAUGGCCCGAGGGGAACCAAUGAACGUCAAAGCCAUUGCAGACGCCCUCUCAAACGCCGAGGCACCAGGUUUCAAGCUCUUCUUCUCCUUUGACUACGCCGGCCGCGGUCCCUUCUCGAAAGACGAGGUAGUCUCAUGGAUCAACAAAUACGCCCCUAGCAGUGCCUACUUCCGGCACCAGGGGAAGCCCCUUGUCUCGACCUUCGAAGGCCCUGACCAGGCUGAAGAUUGGCACGACAUCAAAGCAAUAACCAACUGCUUUUUCGUACCGGACUGGUCGUCUUUGGGCGCUGGGCCCGCGGUAAGAGCAGCUAGCGGUGUUGCAUAUGGACUCUUCGGCUGGGCCGGCUGGCCAUGA